AUGGCGCUAAAGAUAUGGACAUUUCUGUUAGUAAUGUCGCUGCCGGCUGCUGAGCGUGGACGCAGUUUCGGUUCAUUGGCGGCUGUAGUAUUGGGCAAUAUCGAUUACCACCAAAUCCAACACAAACUGUUCAGUCCCAUCGGUAUCGGUGACAGUGACGGUAAAAUAAUUCCGCCUGCAGAUCCACCUGCAUUUCCUCCGACGCUGUGGUGGACUGGCCAUCGGGUAGACAAGCGGGCAGCCCCUAAGAUAACCAACAAGAACCCGUUCGCGACGGCCGCGUCUUCGGUAACACCGUCAGCCGACGGCCGAUGCAUGGCCCGCGUGCAGUCAGCGCUCGGCGACAUGAUGUCCUCAGCGACGGGCACCAAAAACGGGAACCGACGUCACACCGCCGUCCCACAGCCUCCGUCCGGUUACAUGGACCUGUCGGGUUACGCGCUACACCAACGGUUGCGGACGGCGCCCGGCGCUGAAAUGUACGUGACCGGGAUGCGCGCCAAAGUAAUGCCACCACGCGACGCCGCCGCCGCAGAAUCAGUCGCCAAACGGCGGCGACACCGGUGGCUUCGGUGGCGGCGCGGGUGGCGACCGUUCGUGGGCUCGAGUGGACGGGUGUCGGUAUGA
Messenger RNA from Macrosiphum euphorbiae (potato aphid), 627 nucleotides. The record is from the annotation of a GenBank genome assembly. Lineage: Eukaryota; Metazoa; Arthropoda; Insecta; Hemiptera; Aphididae.